Molecule: messenger RNA, 2375 nt
Organism: Carassius auratus (goldfish)
Lineage: Eukaryota; Metazoa; Chordata; Actinopteri; Cypriniformes; Cyprinidae
Product: E3 ubiquitin-protein ligase PPP1R11-like
Exons: 3
Coding region: 165-545 (126 amino acids)
Cellular component (GO): nucleus
Molecular function (GO): protein phosphatase 1 binding; protein serine/threonine phosphatase inhibitor activity
Source: RefSeq, a predicted model, not a curated record
GAGGAAUGAUUAGACUGGCGCAUAUUCAUCUCAUGCGUUCGUCUCUGAUUCAUAUUGGUCCAGCUCGACAUCCUGACACGCAAACCGUUUUUAAUAUCCUUUAAACCGAGAGCAGACUUUCAUCAGUUUAGUCGACCGAGGUUUAUCGGGGUUUGAUCAGCGCUAUGGCACAGAUGCAAAGGACAUCGAGUGAGACGAUAACGGAGACGAUAACGGAGACCGUUCAGAUGGGCACACCGCCUCCACCCCAGCAGGAGGGCAGAAGCCUGACCAUCAAGCUCAGGAAAAGGAAGACGGACAAGAAAGUGGAGUGGUCCAGUGACACGGUGGACAAUGAGCAUCUGGGCCGGAGGUCUUCAAAGUGUUGCUGUGUUUACCAGAAGCCUCGACAGUUCGGCGAGUCUUCCUCGGAGAGCGAGGGCGAUGACGAGGAUGGCUGCGGAAGUGCGCACUGCAUUCUGGGACACGGGAGAAGAGGCGAUGGACAGAGGGAGGGUGGAGAGAACACAGCGCCCCCUAGCUCUGGGGGAACAAACCCUCACUAGUAGUUGAGGGCGAGUCGGUUUGGAGGGAAGGGUAACGGACGGCGUGGGCACUACAUUCAUAAUCCCUCACUCACAUCUGAUUAUAUCACACCAUCACUGAGUGUCAAAGGCUUUUUGAUGAAUGAAAGCUUGUAGAGCUUUGCAAUGUGAUUCGUUUUCUCCUCCGUCGUUAGUUUGAUGACCAGGAGAAGACUGUUUUUUUGCGAUCUGAAUGCUGCAGAAAAUUUGUUGUACAUAGGAUAUUGGUUUUUAAUUCUUUUGUUAAAUCUAUAUUUAUUUGUGUGCGUUUAACAACUUGAUCUUAUCAGUUUUGUGUCCACCAUCAAUAUAUUAAUGGAUUAAAAUAUGAUUCAGGAGGGUUAUACCCUUUUUAGUUUGAAUCAAGCGGAUUUUAAAGGAAUAAACACAGUGUAAAAACAGACUUUUCUCUCAAAUAUAAUUUGCCUUGUGUGUCACAAUUUCUUCAUAUCCCUUCGAGCGUAAUAUGUGUUGUGCUGUAGUGAAUUUAAAACAUGACAAGGAUCAGGAACUCAGCCCUUUGGAUAUUUUUUACAAGGGCGCAUUAAACCAUCUCCAUCAGCCGUCGUGAGUUUGAUUGAGCUCUAGUGAGACUCCCCUCAGACAAUCAGACUACAGUCAGAGACUCGGCAUGUGUGUGCAAAGACAUCGAUUUGUUUAUAACUUCGUGAAGUGGACAGAGAAACAUCUGUGAUGCUUGACUUCAUUCUGAAUGCGAGUUGAGAACGUCAGCUUGAAAAUUAUGAAUAUUUGCUAAAAAUGUCCUUCUCUUUAGGCCAACCACGAUGUAGAUGUUCAUCAGAGCAGAUCUGGAGAAAUCUAGCAUUACAUCAGUUGCUCACCAGUGAAUGGGUGCCGUCAGAAUGAGAUUCCAAACAGCUGAUAAAAACAUUAUAAUAAUCCACAAGUAAUCCACACUAUACUCCAGUCCAUCCGUUAACAUCUUGUGAAGUGAAAAGAUUUAUUUUUUUAAAUAAACUUUUUUUUAUUUCAAACUACAGCUUGUUGCUAAAAUAUGAGACCAUAAUCCAUAAUGUUGCUUUCUCCAGUGAAACAGUCAUGUUGUCUGAAUCAGGAGAGAAAUAUGCAUGGUGGAUUUGUUUCCUAGAAAUGUGCAGUUUUUAACUUCUCUAGACAGUAACUGAUGGACUAGGAUGGUGUGGAUUACUUGUGGAUUAUUAUAAUGUUUUUAUCAGCUGUUUGGACUCUCAUUCUGACGGCACCCAUUCACUGCAGAGGAUCCUCUGGUGAGCAGGUGAUGUACUGAUACAUUUCUCCAAAUCUGUUCAGAUGAAGAAACAAACUCAUCUACAUGGAUGACCUGAGAGUGCGUAAAGUUUCAGCAAAUUUUCAUUUCUGGGUGAGCUACUUCUUUAAACAGUGCAAUUGAUCUUAAAAUGUGUAGAUUUAGAAUAUUUUCCUUUCAUUUGCAUGCCUUACACAAAAUACAGGGGCAAUGUUUUGUGUGUGUUAAAGAGGAUCACCCUGAUAUGUGAGGAGUAUGUAAUUUGACUAGAGUUUUAAGGUGUAAACGGAUUAACUGUGGUAUAAAGAGCACGGGAGAGUGCAUGGCCGGAUGCUGGCCAAGACCAAACACCCAUAGCAUCAUCUUUCCAAUGAUGUCACAUACAGUUGAUUCCCUUCAGGACCGUCACUGCAGUCUUCAGCAUCCCAGCAUUCACAUCCAUCUGCCAUCCCUUUACUGUGAAUGCACCUGUAUGUACAUAGCAAUGGUCAUCGAAUGGAUUUAACAUGAAUAAACAAGAUGUUCAAUUGUUGUUUAUAUCUAUUAAAUGCAUAAUGGCAACCUGA